UCGUUUCCUUUCCAUCCUUUCCCUUCCCUUUGCUUUCCUUUCCCUUCGUGCGCAGGUGGUCGCGUAACUCCAGGUCCUCGCAGCAAGCAAACCAACAAUUCGACCCACCACCUCUGCCUGCUGCUGCGUCGCAUUCAUUCAUGCAUGCCAGGCCAGGGCAGGCUCGGAAGGAGAGGUGCGAUUGCUGCAAUCAAUUGUGGGUUUCGCUCAUUCGCGGUGGAGGGAUUGCGAUUGUGGGCUCUGAAGCACACGAUGAGAAUGCAGCCCUUGCAGCUCGCACACACGCGGCCAUGGACCAGGCUGCACAGGUUGCGCUCUCCGCCGCUCCUGCACCUGCUGCCUCCGUGCUCGCGCGGCUCCCCCUGCUCGCUUCCCAUUCGAGCUGCAUCCUCUUCCUCGACUUCCUCGUCCGCCUCGAACCGCAAUUCGCCUUGGUUGAUUGUGGGAUUGGGAAAUCCGGGAAUCAAGUUCGAGGGCACUCGCCAUAACAUUGGCUUUGACAUGAUUGACGCCAUUGCGGAAGCAGAGAACAUUCCACUACGAAUGAUUCAGCAUAAAUCACUUCUAGGAAAAGGAUAUAUCGGAACCACACCAGUGCUUCUUGCUAAGCCCCAGACCUACAUGAAUUUGAGUGGAGAAUCAGUGGGACCGCUUUCUGCUUACUACAAGAUUCCUCGCGAACGCGUGCUUGCGAUUUUUGAUGAUUUAGAUCUUCAGUUCGCUACGUUGAAGUUGCUGCCAAAGGGAGGCCAUGGAGGUCACAACGGGAUGAGAAGCUUGAUAGAUCAUUUCGGAGGGAAACAAGACUUUCCUAGACUACGAUUUGGCAUUGGGAGACCAGCGGGCAGUAUGCCUCCGAGUGCUUACGUGCUGCAGAAAUUCAGCUCGAAAGAAAUAGAAGAAUUGGAUGUAGUGCUACAACGAGGAGUUGAGGGAGUGAGACUUUUGACAACUCAAGGUCUGGAGAAAGCUGUCAGCACCUGGAACAAAAAGAGCAAGAUAGACUUGGCCAAAUAACUAGAGUAAAUCUGAGUGCCAUCAAUAGAUUGUAUUCAUUCACAUUUUUUAUCUCUUAACACCCAAGUGCCCGUGGGUUUUCUACAAUCUUUCUGUUUUGCAUUGUUUCAUUUUCCAAAGUAUUUUGAGUUUCAAAUUUAGGAACAGUUGUGAUAUAUCUCGAUUAGAUAUGAUUUGAACGAUCAAGAAUAUUUGUGUAUAUGUAUGGGUCAUUUGUAUUUAUGAGUUUUAGUUCUGAAACAUUA
This is a messenger RNA of Physcomitrium patens, 1262 nucleotides long. RefSeq names its product peptidyl-tRNA hydrolase, mitochondrial. Gene Ontology annotation, molecular function: peptidyl-tRNA hydrolase activity. The record is from RefSeq and is a predicted model, not a curated record. NCBI's taxonomy places the organism in Eukaryota, Viridiplantae, Streptophyta, Bryopsida, Funariales, Funariaceae.